Aureobasidium namibiae CBS 147.97 is the source of this 1791-nucleotide messenger RNA. RefSeq lists its product as uncharacterized. The record is from RefSeq and is a predicted model, not a curated record. Lineage: Eukaryota; Fungi; Ascomycota; Dothideomycetes; Dothideales; Saccotheciaceae. The transcript is spliced from 3 exons. The annotation marks the transcript as partial. Gene Ontology annotation, biological process: vesicle-mediated transport. Gene Ontology annotation, molecular function: guanyl-nucleotide exchange factor activity; ubiquitin binding; small GTPase binding. Gene Ontology annotation, cellular component: endocytic vesicle; cytosol.
GAUUUGGCCAACAUCAUGGCCGAGAUGGACGACGAUGUGGCAGACCCCGCCUUGCAAAAGAUCAUGUCGCCUCGCCUUGACAUGACACAGCUGCCCACGCGCACCUCGAGCCUGGACCCCUCGCCCUCACCGAGCGCAAUGACCUCUCCAAAGCUACAGCGUAUGCAAUCUCGCGACAGUUACGUCUUCAGCCCUGCCGCUGCUCGACCGGGCUCCAUCUCUGGCGUCAGCAUCCAACAGCCCGACCAUACCGAUUCUCCGCGUCCCGCAUCCUCCAUCUUCCAACCCCCGCCGCCCUCUCCCGACCCAGAGCCCGCUCUCCCCUUCGACUUUCACCGCUUUCUCGAACAGCUCCGUCACCGCACAGCCGAUCCUGUCGCUCGCUUCCUAAGAUCGUUCCUCAAUGAGUUUGGCAAGAAACAAUGGGCUGUUCAUGAGCAGGUCAAGAUCAUUUCCGACUUUCUCGAAUUUAUCUCAAAAAAGAUGGCACAAUGCGAGGUCUGGAGGACAGUCAGUGACGCCGAGUUUGACAAUGCUAGGGAGGGCAUGGAGAAGCUGGUCAUGAACAGACUGUACUCGCAGACUUUCUCACCUGCUAUUCCAGCCGUCCCAGCCCAAGAAGUCAGCUCUCCCACGAAAAAGCGUUUCCGCCAUCAGGCACAUUCACCCCAUGGUCCAGGCAGGAGAGGCCAGCAUCAGGAAGAUGUAGAAAGAGAUGAGGUGAUUGCACAAAAGAUACGAAUCUACGGCUGGAUCCGAGAGGAACAUCUUGACAUCGCCCCCAUCACCGACAAAGGCCGCCGUUUCCUGGUGCUUGCACAGCAAGAGCUGCUCAAGAUCGGCUCAUACCGCGCCCCUCGCGACAAGGUCAUCUGCAUUCUCAACACUUGCAAAGUCAUCUUUGGCUUCCUGAAAAACAACAAGAGUGAUCAGUCUGCUGAUGCUUUCGUCCCGCUUCUUAUCUACACCGUCCUCCGCGCCAACCCUGAACAUCUCGUCAGCAACGUCCAAUACAUCUUACGCUUCCGGAAUCAGGACAAGCUGGGAGGUGAAGCUGGAUAUUACAUUUCCUCCUUGAUGGGCGUCGUCACAUUCAUCGAGAACCUUGAUCGUACCAAUCUGACCAUCACCGACGAGGAGUUUGAGAAGAAUGUCGAAGCCGCUGUGAGCCAAAUCGCCGAAGGCCACAAAGCAGACGAGGACGAAGCCUCGACACACGACAGAGUUGCCUCGAGUUCUUCACACUCGACGCAUCCUCAAUUCAACGAGAAGAGCAGCCUGAGCAGACCAGAAGUAAACACUAGGAACAGCACCGAAGGCGAACGAACGCCUCUGCACAGAGGAGGCAGCACGAGGUCCAGAAACUCUGCUGGUGAAUCCGAGGACGAUAACGCGGCAGUGACAGGGCUCCUGCGCACGAUACAGAAGCCGUUGUCCACCAUUGGACGCAUGUUCAGCGACGAAGGUCAGACCUCAUCUUCAUCUCCCCGUCAACUUGCCACACCGCAACCCAACUCUACGCCCAGAUUAUCACCUGGUCUUCCGCCGCUGCCGCAGCAACGCAACAGUGCCGAAGAUGUUCGCAGACUGCGCAGUCCCGAGCGAAACUCCGCUGCAAGACAGGCGAGCACUGAUAUGGCAGAAGCACAGAGGAUCCAAGCGCAGGAACAUCAAGUUGUUGUUGAGACGUUACAAGGCAUGUUCCCAGAUUUGGACCGCGAGGUAAUCAGUGAUGUUGUGAGGAUGAAGGAAGGGCGGGUAGGCUCUGCCGUGGACGCUUGUCUUGCAUUG